GAGCAGAGCUGGGGCCAGGCUCUCGAGUCGACCUGCUGCGAGCUCGUCCGGGGGAGCUGGGCGCUGCGAUCUACGGCGCGGAGGAGGAGCUGCGGGUCGGCCUCAAGCACGCCGAGCUCAAGCACGAGCAGGGCCUCGACUUCAAGAAGGCAGUUGAGGAGCGGCACCAACAGCAAGUUGACGGCCAGCCUGCGACGGAAGCCAGGGUCGUCGAGGCGCCUUGCACCCCGACGGAGGUCGAGGAGGAGCAGCGGAGGCGUGGGCUGAUUUUCUUCGACUGGGCUUUCAGAGGCACCGAGGACACCGAGAAAGUUUGCGACGAGGCCGACAAGGGUCCUGGCACGUCUCUCGCGGCUGCCGACCGCAGCGCGGGGCUCCUCUAUGGCAGCGCGCUGGGGAGCAAGGCCGCGGGCGAUCACGCGACCAAGCAACUCAUGAGUUUCACGGGGCAGCUGGCCUACCAGAGGUCCGAGCUCAGGGGCGACGCUGAGCCCGCGGCGAAGUCGCUCCAGGACAAGGUCGUCAAAGCGAGGGGCGAGAGGAACCUGGAGACCAGGGUUUCACGGGGCAAGACGAGGGGCAGCAAGUCGAUGGGCUUCAUCGAGACGCGGAUUCGGGGCGCGGGCGGCUGCGCAGCUGACUUCGCGGUCUACGGCGCGAGCUACACUGGCGUUGUGGCGCCGUUCGCCGAAGCGGCAGACAAGGCCUGGGCGAAAUGGAUCUGGGCCGGCAAGACGACCAACAACGAUGAGCGCAUCAUUCUCGCAGUGGCUGGGAAGGCGACCUGUGGGGCCGCCCGCAGGAUGCCGAAGGUCAAGAGCCAUGACAAGGGGCUGUUCCUGAAGGUCUGCGGCGAGCCCUGGAAGGAGAAGAUCGCCCACGUGCCCCGCUCUCUCGCCGCGGACGGCGGCCAGGGCGAGGUCGCGCCGACGCCGCUGGAGGCCGCGGGCACGGAGGACAACCAGGGCCCCGGGCUUCAGAGGCCCGAGCUCCUGAGCCUCAGCCUGGGGCACCAGGGGCCCGAGCUCCAGAGCCGCGACCGAGGCUCGGGCGAGAUGCUGAAGGCUCCGCGGAGGUCUCCGAACGGCGACGCCGUCCUUGGGCGGCGCGAGGCGAAGAGGGCGCGCCUCGAGGACCCGAUCGUCGGGGUCAUCGAGGACAUCAGGGAGCAGCUGAACUAUUCGGCGCUCCUGGCGGCCAGGGAGCUCACUCACUGGGGCAACAGCGGCUUCCCCGUGGAGGGGGCGGCGGGGGCGAUCGACAAGGGCCUGAAGCUCUGCGACGUGUUCGGCAUCCACUCGGCCCACCCCCGCGACGCCGCCGACGGCGCGAAGAAGGAGAUCGAUGCUUUGUUCGCGCCCGGGUCGACAUCUCUAACCAGCAUCGUCAUCGAUUUCCUCAGCCUGACGGGCGACGACCACCCAGGCGACCCGCCUGCGAUUGCAGUCGACGACGCGACGAGCGCGCGCUAUCAGCUACCCGAGAAGGAGGAGUUCCACUGCGACCCUCAGCCUGAGUGGUUUGCUGCGAGGGCCAAGGCAGGCCUCAGCGCGGAUGUCGCUUGGAAGCCGGAGAAGCAAUUACCUGGCAGGAGGGCGGCGAGCCGUGAGUGG
This is a messenger RNA of Prorocentrum cordatum, 1613 nucleotides long. The record is from the annotation of a GenBank genome assembly. Lineage: Eukaryota; Dinophyceae; Prorocentrales; Prorocentraceae.